UCUCGUUAAAACUUAUAACCACUUUAUAUUAUUAUUAAUUGAUGUUAUUUUCCAGCUGCAUGUAUUCUUUAUAUAAUAAUGACCAUGAUCAUCAUUAUGAGCUAAACCUUCAGCUCUUGUUCCUUUCCUCGUGUUCUUUUCUACUCUCUCAAUGUUAAUGCUCGUCAAAAUUUGAACUUUUGAUCCGGACACUAUUCAAAGGAAGAGAGUAUUGAGGAGCCUUAAGAGGAUUUCAACUAUGUAUGUUCUAGUGGCUGAUGAUGAUGGAUGGUGAAUUGGAAAAACAUUAUAUGUUUCAGUGAUUCAUGAAAAUUGUUUAAGAAUCCCUGAAGCUCUAAUUAAAGAGAUGAUGGGGUCCUUGUACUUAGAGAAGAAGUGGUUGUUCCCUCUCCUAAUAACUUCAGCUGUUUGCAUAUUGUUUCUUGUUGUGACCUCAAGCUUUGGUGUUGCAUCUUCAAUUCACUCCCUGAAUUCACUCUUUUUCUUUCUCCCGUCUCAUCAAGCAAACGAAACCACGGAUGUCAUGGAAAAAAAGGUUGCCCCUGCUCCAGCUCCAUCUGGUCCUGUGAUUCCCCGGUUUGCCUAUUUGAUUGCCGGCUCGAAAGGCGAUUUGGAGAAGAUUUGGAGGACUCUUCAUGCUGUUUACCAUCCGCUAAACCACUAUGUUCUUCAUUUGGACCUCGAGUCCCCGGUACAGGAAAGGAAUGAGCUUACUUUGAGAGUUGAGAAGCAGCAUAUCUUCAAUGAGAGGGGAAAUGUUUUUGUGAUUCAAAAGGCGAACAUUAUUACUUACACAGGACCAACCAUGGUUGCUGCUACCCUUCAUGCUUGUGCCAUUCUUCUAAAGAGAAGCAAAGAUUGGGACUGGUUUAUUAAUCUCAGUGCUUCAGAUUACCCUCUUGUGACUCAAGAUGAUCUUCUAUAUACUUUCUUGGAGGUAGAUAGAAAUCUUAACUUCAUUGAGCACACAAGUCGGUUACGAUGGAAGGAGAAAAAACGAGCGAUGCCUUUGAUUGUUGAUCCAGGGCUUUACCAGCCAAACAAAUCUGAAGUAUUUUGGGUCACUCCUAAUAGAAAUUUGCCAACAUCAUUUAGACUAUUCACUGGUUCAGCAUGGGUGAUUUUAUCGCGCGAAUUUGUUGAAUAUGUUAUCUGGGGAUGGGAUAAUCUACCAAGGACCCUUCUCAUGUACUACACUAAUUACGUUUCUUCCCCGGAAGGCUAUUUCCAUACUGUUGCGUGCAACUCGCCGGAGAUGGCUAAAACUGUUGUCAACAGUGACUUGCAUUAUAUUUCUUGGGACAUUCCUCCGAAGCAGCAUCCCCACAUCCUAACCAUCAAGGACACAGACAAAAUGAUCGCUAGUGGCGCCGCCUUUGCAAGGAAAUUCGUUAGAGAUGAUCCUGUUCUUGAUUUGAUAGACAACACAUUACUACAUAGGAGCCCUGGACUAUUCACAAUGGGAGGUUGGUGCUCAGGAAAACCAGAAUGUACUGAGCUUGGGGACAUAUAUAACCUCAAACCCGGUCCGGGAGCUGAAAGGCUUAAUCGCCUUGUUUCGCAGGUGGUUUUGAAUGCUAAAUCCAGUAAGUUUCAGUGUAUCUAGAUCCUAUUGGGAGCUUUCAUAUUGCUUGAGAUGGAAGAACAGACAAUGAAGGCGUUUUUUUUAUAUACAAAUUACAUAUUCGUGAGUCAUAAUAGUCGAUUUAAUCUUUUUUUGACACGUUACAUUAAUUUAUGAACGUAUUAACAAAGGUUAAAUCGACUAUCAAUAUGGAAUGGAUAGAAUGCCACCAAAUUAGGGACAUAACUCAUGAGAUUGGAGUUAAGGUGUACAUUAUUCAUAAGAUAGUUGGGAAACAUUUCAAUCCCACAUUGUGAACAUUUUAUGCAUAACAAAAAGAUUGGCAUCAUGAUAUUGCCAUCUUUCUUU
Messenger RNA from Arachis ipaensis, 1933 nucleotides. The record is from RefSeq and is a predicted model, not a curated record. NCBI's taxonomy places the organism in Eukaryota, Viridiplantae, Streptophyta, Magnoliopsida, Fabales, Fabaceae.